AUGUACCCAGGCCAUGAUUUUAUAGGGAAAAGAUGGAAUGUCAGCAUGACUCAUCUGCUGGAAGUCCGUCAAAGACGAAGUCCUGAAUCUCCUCUCUUCACUGCUCGUUUGGAUUAUGCGUUUUGCUUAGAGCUAUGGUUCUCUCGGGAAGACACUGAGCACAUGAUGGUGUAUUCCUUAUGCGGGCAUGUGAUUUUCACGACCAUCCUCUUCUUGGAGGAGUCUAUGCACCUCGAAGUCCUUCGAUCCCGAUUCAACCUUUCUGCUUCGAUGGGUUCUGCCAACUAUGAAGUACGGGAGACGACAUCACCGUCAACGGUCACCAUUGAUUACACAUCGGAGAAAGAGAAAGCGAUGGAGAUGUUCCGGUCUUAUCUGGAUGCCAACGACUGGGAGACCGUGACGCACUUCCGUGACGAUGGCGUCACCAUCGUAGGUGAACGCAAACAACUCGAAUUCCUUUGUGCAUUCUACUCGAAUUGUCAUUGCAUGGACCAUUUCGUGACUCCAUGGAUCCGUCGACUCACCCAGAUGGAGUUGGAUUUUCCCGCGGAAUCUGCCUUUCGACGUAUCUGGAACAAUCCAAUGGCCAUUCCCGAUUUUUACGCCGCGAUCACCGAGUACAAAGUCCUCCGAGAAUUGAAGAACGGAUGCAAAAUCAUCUACGAGGUUACUGCUGCCCAAUAUUUCGGAUUAAUCUCUGCGAGGGAUUUCGUUCUGCUAUCGUGUUACGAAAGAGUUGAGAACGCCCACUACAUGACCUUCUCUUCCAUACCUUGGCCAGGCGCCCCACCAGACCCGCGUUUUGUCAGGGGACACAUGCACCCAGGAGGUGGAAUAUUAUUCAAACCGGACCUUUUGAAUCCAAGGAAGACUCUUGUGCGAUACAUUUACGCGACCGAUCUCCACAUUCCAAUCGUACCUCUGAGCAUCCUGAAGAAGUUCGUUCCCAUCGCUCAACGGGACUUCGUCGUCGGUAUGAGGAAAUACUUGCUCUCUUCUGGCCUGAAGAAGGAUCUCCACGAUAAUGAUAUGGCAUAAAUCCAUGUGAAAACUGA
Molecule: messenger RNA, 1058 nt
Organism: Darwinula stevensoni
Lineage: Eukaryota; Metazoa; Arthropoda; Ostracoda; Podocopida; Darwinulidae
Source: the annotation of a GenBank genome assembly